Oldenlandia corymbosa var. corymbosa is the source of this 1940-nucleotide messenger RNA. NCBI's taxonomy places the organism in Eukaryota, Viridiplantae, Streptophyta, Magnoliopsida, Gentianales, Rubiaceae. The record is from the annotation of a GenBank genome assembly.
UCUCAUUCCUUCACAUAAAAGUUCUCAAUCAUAUUAUUCAAAGAGAAAGGUGGAGAAAAAAAAAAAAAUGAAGGACACCAACUCAAAGCCAUGGAGGCCAUUGACAGCAAACUGUUGCACGGUUGAAGACCAUGUCAUCUUCGGGAAUUUCAGCCGGUGUCGCCCGUCAAGGUCGGAAUUCUCAAAGAACAUCGCCCCGAUGCCCUCCUUCCGGAGGCUAUCUUUCUCGGAUCUUAGCCGGUCUUCGUCGGCUCGAAUAAACGAAGAUAUUGCACAGUCAUUUGGACCCGACUUGUACGACUUUCAGCUCAGCGAGUUACGCGCCAUAACGCAUAACUUCUCGAGCAAUUUCUUGCUCGGAGAGGGCGGUUUCGGAAAAGUCCACAAGGGCUACAUUGAUGACAAUCUUAGGCCAGGGUUAAAAGCUCAAGCUGUUGCUAUCAAGCUUCUUGACAUUGAAGGCCUUCAAGGACACCGUGAAUGGCUUGUAAGCAUGUUUCUACAAAUUUUUUUUACGUUUUCCAUUUCGAAAUGAAUGUCCAGUUUCGAACCUUUUGCACUAAAAGAGGAGUAAAAAAAAAAUAAAAAUAGUACAGUCAUUUUGUACGCGAUUUCUCCGAUUAUAUAUAUUAGCUAUACCUAUAUUUUUCGCAAACGAUUUGAAAAAUUUCUUUGGACCGGUGCUGAUUUUGAAUAAGAAUACUUUAUUAUUAUUAUGAAACAAGAAAGGAGAUAUUUUAAGAUUACUGUAAUUUUGCUCCCUUUCCAAUGGUAAUAAGUUAUAUAAAGUGAAACUUACGAUAGAACAACAAACUAAUUAGUUAUUAAUAAUCUCUUAAAAAGGCGGAAGUGAUUUUUCUUGGGCAAUUGAGGCACCCAAACUUGGUAAAAUUAAUUGGCUACUGCUGUGAAGAUGAAGAGAGGCUGCUUGUAUACGAGUUCAUGCCUCGUGGCAGCUUAGAAAACCAUUUAUUCAAGAGUAAGUAGUUUAAACCUAUUCUCUCUCUUCUUCUUCCUUUUUUUUUUGUGUGUGCUUGUGUGCGCUUUUAUUUUAUUUUCUUUUCGUUCUAUGUUAUAAUUCACUUCUGAACAUGAUUUUAGGACUGUCAGUUUCGUUACCUUGGAACACUAGGUUGAAGAUUGCAAUUGGUGCAGCAAAAGGGCUUGCAUUUUUACAUGGUGCCGAGAAGCCAGUCAUAUAUCGUGACUUUAAAACUUCAAACAUCCUCUUAGAUUCGGAGUUCAAUGCAAAGUUGUCAGAUUUCGGGCUGGCCACAAUGGGACCUGAAGGAUCAAACACCCAUGUCACUACUCGUGUAAUGGGCACUUAUGGAUAUGCUGCUCCUGAAUAUGUCAGCACAGGACACUUAACAACGAAAAGUGACAUUUAUAGUUUCGGAGUAGUACUGCUAGAACUGCUAACUGGAAGAAGGGCGAUGGAUAAGACGAGGGCCAAGACCGAGCAAAGUCUUGUGGAUUGGGCAAAGCCCUACUUGAGUAGCAGCCGGAGGCUACGUUGCAUUAUUGAUCCUAGGCUUUCAGGGCAAUACUCGGUUAAGGGAGCUAAAGAAAUGGCACAUUUGGCACUUCAAUGUGUUAGUAUGAACCCUCGAGACAGACCAAAGAUGCCAUCAAUUAUUGAGACUCUUGAAAGCCUUCAAAAUUUGAAGGACAUGGCUAUCAGUGUUGGACAAUGGCCUGAUCAGUCUCCAAAAUCUCAAAAGUAUGCUACAGUCAAAGGUGUUAAAGGUCAGGGGAUUUUCCUUACCAGAUCAGCUAUGGUCGCCAGUGCAAAGCCUUAAUAUUGCAAGCCGUAAGAGUUGAAUUACUUAAUCAUGUAGAUAUACUGAGUGCAAGCACAUGAAGCAUAGCUGUCCAACCUCUUGUAUAUAUGUGAACGGUAAUUGUUUUCUAUGAAAGAUAUAAAAUUUAUAUGCAUG